Molecule: messenger RNA, 600 nt
Organism: Culex pipiens pallens (northern house mosquito)
Lineage: Eukaryota; Metazoa; Arthropoda; Insecta; Diptera; Culicidae
Exons: 4
Coding region: 1-600 (199 amino acids)
Source: RefSeq, a predicted model, not a curated record
AUGAGGCUACAACCACCGAGAGGCGCCCGCCUGAAGAGUUCCAACAGCUGUGGACCGGAUGGCAUCCCCGCGGUUGUGCUCAAAAAGUCUUGCGAUGCACUCGCGGAACCGCUGGCUCAACUCUUCAACACCUCGCUUUCCACCGGAUUUUUCCCAUGUUUCUGGAAGAAGUCGUUUGUGUUCCCUGUUCACAAAAAGGGGCCUAAACGUGACGUCCGGAACUACCGCGGAAUCGCUGCCCUCUGCGCUGAACAGCAUGGCUUUAUGGCGAAACGCUUUACCAGUUCCAAUCUGGUCACCUAUUCGUCCUUCAUCCUACGAACUAUGCAGGAACGGAAACAAAUUGACGCCAUCUACACGGAUCUAUCGGCAGCAUUCGACAAGCUAAACCACCGUAUUGCUGUUGCUAAACUCGAGCGACUGGGCUUCAGCGGUUCUCUGCUCGAAUGGCUUCGCUCCUACCUCACCGGACGAGAAGUGAGCGUAAAAGUGGACGACAUCAUGCUUGGGAAUCUGGUUCCGUGCGGGAACACAAGGUUGGAACGGUCAUGGAGCGAGGCGCAUCAAUAUCAAGAGCUACUGACUCCCUUGGACAUCUGA